AUGGCCUCGAUGAGUUCUGCAUGGCGGUCCGUGCGCCUAACCCAUUUCGGUCUAGAUGAAAUGAAUCUUAUUGGAGCAAUGGCUCAACAAAAUUCCAUGUAUGGAGCUCUAUCUUUUCUCAUCCCUUGCAGCAAGGUCCUCCUGUCCCUGACUACCACCACUGCCUCCACCCAAGCACAACCUUGGAGAUAUCCCUUCUCGUAA
Molecule: messenger RNA, 204 nt
Organism: Dovyalis caffra
Lineage: Eukaryota; Viridiplantae; Streptophyta; Magnoliopsida; Malpighiales; Salicaceae
Source: the annotation of a GenBank genome assembly